UACGUGCUGCAUGCGUGCGGUCGGUUCGAAAUUCAAAACAAAUAAAUACUUCCUUGAAAGCAUACUUCUGUGGGAAAAGUGAAAAAAUUCUGAUCAAAGAACAAAGUUUAACACCAAUUAUUCGAAAGUGCAGGAUAAGUAACUGAGUCAGGAUGUAUUUGCCGUACUCGCAACUGCCGGAUCCGACGGAUAAAUUUGAGAUCUACGAGGAGAUAGCCCAAGGUGUCAAUGCCAAGGUUUUUCGGGCCAAGGAGCUGGAAAACGAUCGAAUCGUUGCCCUAAAGAUCCAGCACUACGAUGAGGAGCACCAGGUGUCCAUCGAGGAGGAGUAUCGCACCUUGCGGGAUUACUGCGACCAUCCCAAUCUCCCCGAAUUCUAUGGAGUCUACAAGCUUUCGAAGCCUAAUGGACCUGACGAGAUCUGGUUUGUCAUGGAGUACUGCUCUGGAGGAACUGCAGUGGAUAUGGUUAAUAAGCUUCUGAAACUGGAUCGUCGAAUGCGAGAGGAGCAUAUUGCCUAUAUCAUCCGGGAGACUUGUCGUGCUGCCAUCGAAUUGAACCGUAACCAUGUCCUUCAUCGGGACAUCAGAGGAGAUAACAUCUUGCUGACCAAAAAUGGACGCGUGAAGCUCGUCGAUUUCGGUUUAUCCCGUCAGGUGGAUUCCACCCUGGGAAAGAGGGGAACCUGCAUUGGAUCGCCCUGUUGGAUGGCUCCCGAAGUGGUUUCCGCCAUGGAAUCCAGGGAACCAGAUAUCACCGUUCGAGCCGAUGUUUGGGCUUUGGGAAUUACCACCAUUGAGUUGGCAGAUGGAAAGCCACCAUUUGCUGACAUGCAUCCAACCAGGGCCAUGUUCCAGAUUAUUCGCAAUCCUCCCCCAACUUUAAUGCGUCCGACUAAUUGGUCCCAGCAGAUCAAUGAUUUUAUAUCCGAGUGUCUGGAGAAGAAUGCCGAGAAUCGGCCCAUGAUGGUUGAGAUGGUGGAGCAUCCAUUCCUCACGGAACUCAUCGAAAACGAGGACGAGAUGCGUUCGGACAUUUCGGAGAUGCUGGAACUCUCCAGGGAUGUGAAGAGUCUCUACAAGGAGCCGGAAUUAUUUGUGGACCGCGGUUAUGUCAAGAGGUUCGAUGAAAAACCGGAGAGAAUGUAUCCCGAGGAUUUGGCUGCCUUGGAGAACCCAGUGGAUGAGAGCAUAAUUGAAUCACUGCGACAUCGCAUUUUAAAUGGAGAAUCAUUCAGUUUUAUUGGGGAUAUUUUGCUGUCUUUAAAUUCGAAUGAAAUCAAGAAUGAAUUCCCCCCGGAGUUCCAUGCCAAGUACCGCUUCAAGUCGCGUUCUGAAAAUCAGCCGCACAUUUUCUCGGUGGCCGACAUCGCCUACCAGGACAUGUUGCACCACAAGGAACCGCAGCACAUUGUGCUCUCCGGUGAAAGUUACUCGGGCAAGUCCACCAAUGCCCAUUUGCUGAUCAAGCACCUGUGCUACUUGGGUGCCGGAAAUCGAGGAGCCACUGGAAGAGUGGAGAGCUCCAUCAAAGCCAUUUUGAUGAUGGUGAAUGCUGGAACACCGGUGAACAACGAUUCGACCAGAUGUGUUCUGCAAUAUUGUUUGACUUUCGGAAAAACUGGCAAGAUGAGUGGAGCCGUUUUCAAUAUGUACAUGCUGGAAAAGUUACGAGUGGCCACAACGGAUGGCACCCAGCACAAUUUCCAUAUUUUCUACUACUUCUACGACUUCAUCAAUCAGCAGAAUCAGCUUAAAGAGUAUAACCUAAAAGCUGACCGCAACUAUCGUUAUCUGCGAAUUCCCCCAGAAGUUCCCCCAUCCAAACUUAAAUAUCGUCGUGACGAUCCGCAGGGAAAUGUAGAGAAGUACAGGGAAUUCGAGGACAUCCUGAGGGAUAUUGAUUUCAAUCACAAACAAUUGGAGACCGUUCGCAAGGUCUUGUCGGCCAUUUUGAAUAUCGGCAACAUCCGUUUCCGGCAGAGCGGAAAGUUCGCCGAAGUCGAAAACACCGAUAUUGUUUCCCGAAUUGCAGAACUUUUGCGGGUGGAUGAGAAAAAAUUCAUGUGGUCCCUUACCAAUUUUAUUAUGGUUAAGGGCGGCAUUGCCGAGAGGCGUCAGUAUUCUACUGAAGAAGCCCGAGAUGCUCGGGAUGCAGUGGCCAGCACCCUUUACUCCCGAUUGGUGGACUUCAUCAUCAACAGGAUCAAUAUGAACAUGUCCUUCCCAAGGGCAGUGUUUGGUGACACCAAUGCCAUCGUUAUCCACGACAUGUUUGGCUUCGAGUGCUUCAAUCGAAACGGUCUCGAGCAACUGAUGAUCAACACUCUAAACGAACAGAUGCAGUAUCACUACAAUCAACGCAUCUUUAUCAGUGAAAUGCUGGAAAUGGAGGCUGAAGAUAUAGACACCAUCAACCUGAAUUUCUAUGACAACAAGACGGCUCUCGAUAAUUUGCUAACCAAACCGGAUGGCUUGUUCUACAUCAUUGAUGAUGCCUCACGUUCCUGCCAAGAUCAGGAUUUGAUAAUGGAUCGCGUUUCGGAGAAGCACAGCCAGUUUGUGAAGAAGCACACUGCCACUGAGAUUUCCGUGGCUCAUUAUACGGGCCGCAUUAUUUACGAUACGCGCGCCUUCACCGACAUUAACCGGGAUUUCGUACCGCCGGAGAUGAUCGAAACUUUCCGCUCCUCGCUGGAUGAGAGCAUCAUGCUCAUGUUUACCAAUCAACUGACCAAGGCUGGAAACCUUACGAUGCCCUUCGAGGCGGUUCAGCAUAAGGAUGAAACCGAAAGGAAGUCAUAUGCCUUAAAUACCCUGAGUGCCGGCUGCAUCUCACAGGUGAACAAUCUCCGCACUUUGGCGGCCAACUUCCGCUUCACCUGCCUGACCCUGCUCAAAAUGCUAAGCCAGAAUUCGAGUCUCGGGGUGCACUUUGUUCGCUGCAUUCGCGCUGAUCUGGAGUACAAGCCCAGGGCUUUCCACUCGGAUGUGGUGCAGCAACAGAUGAAGGCCUUGGGCGUCCUGGACACUGUUGUUGCCCGGCAGAAGGGCUACAGCUCACGGCUGCCCUUCGAGGAGUUCCUGAGAAGAUAUCAAUUCCUUGCCUUUGAUUUUGAUGAGCCUGUUGAAAUGACCAAGGAUAAUUGUCGCCUGUUGUUUUUGCGUCUUAAAAUGGAAGGCUGGUCCUUGGGCAAGACCAAGGUGUUUUUGCGUUACUACAAUGACGAGUUCUUGGCCAGAUUGUACGAGCUGCAGGUGAAGAAGGUGAUCAAAGUGCAAUCCAUGAUGCGGGCUUUGCUGGCACGAAAACGCGUCAAAGGCGGCAAGGUGUUCAAAUUGGGCAAAAAGGGACAGGAGCAUCAUGAUGUGGCCGCAUCGAAAAUACAAAAAGCCUACAGGGGAUUCCGCGACCGGGUCCGCCUCCCUCCGCUGGUCAACGAGAAGUCCGGACAGCUGAACGAGAACACCGCCGACUUUAUCCGCCCGUUUGCCAAGAAGUGGCGCGAGAAGUCCAUCUUCCAGGUCCUCCUCCACUACAGGGCGGCUCGCUUCCAGGACUUUGUCAAUCUUUCGCAGCAGGUCCACAUCUACAACCAAAGAAUGGUGGCAGGGCUGAACAAAUGCACCCGGGCAGUGCCCUUCGAGAGGAUCAACAUGCGGGAGGUGAACUCCUCGCAGCUGGGACCUUUGCCAGUGCCGAUGAAGAAGAUGCCCUUCCGGCUGGACCAGAUUCCCUUCUACGACACCCAGUACAUGGUGGACCCGGCCAACUCCAUUUCCCGCCAGACGUUCCCCAACCAGUUGCUGAUGCAGCACAUGGAGGAUGACGAGCCCUGGGACAGUCCUCUCCAGCGCAAUCCCUCGAUGACCUCGUGUGCCCUGACCUACAAUGCCUACAAGAAGGAGCAGGCUUGCCAGACCAACUGGGAUCGCAUGGGCGAGAGCGAUAAUAUCUACAAUCAAGGGUACUUCAGGGAUCCCCAGCAGCUGAGAAGAAAUCAAAUGCAGAUGAACAUGAAUGCCUACAACAAUGCCUACAACAGCUACAACAGCAAUUACAACAAUCAGAAUUGGGGUGUCCAUCGCUCAGGAUCCAGGCGCAACUCCUUGAAGGGUUAUACGGCGCCUCCGCCUCCUCCUCCUCCGAUGCCCUCGUCCAACUACUAUCGCAAUAAUCCCAACCAGCAGCAGCGCAAUUAUCAGCAGAGAUCCUCGUAUCCACCAUCGGAUCCCGUGAGGGAGCUUCAAAACAUGGCUCGCAAUGAGGGAGAUAAUUCUGAGGACCCACCAUUCAACUUCAAGGCCAUGCUGCGCAAGACAAACUAUCCCAGGGGAUCCGAAACCAGCACUUAUGAUUUCAACAAUCGACGCGGAUCGGACAGCGGUCAACACACAUUCCAGGCGCCCAAAUUGCGAUCGACCGGUCGUCGCUUCCAAGAGGACGAGGACUAUAACUCCUCAUCGGGAAACUAUGGAGUCUCUAGGAACUUUGGCCAACAGCAGAGGGCUCCGACACUGAGACAAGCUCCUGCCAGCGUGGGCCGCAGUUUCGAGGAUAGCAACGCCAGGUCCUUCGAGGAGGCAGGAUCCUAUGUAGAGGAGGAAAUUGCCCCUGGAGUCACACUAUCCGGAUAUGCAGUGGAUAUCUAAACAUCACGGAAAUGAAUAUAAAGGAUUAUGCAGUGUAAUAAGUUUGAGAUAAUAAACCCACCAAAGUUCCAUAGCAAUAGUAAAAUGCAAUCCUGUAUUUCAUCACUUCGAAGGAUUCUUCACUUUCUCUAAAAAUAUUUUACACAACAUUAAUAAUGUAUCUUGAUUUAAUAAUAAAUGUGGUUCCAGUAAUUUUAA
This is a messenger RNA of Drosophila ficusphila, 4850 nucleotides long. It is a transcript of the gene ninaC, whose product is annotated as neither inactivation nor afterpotential protein C. The record is from RefSeq and is a predicted model, not a curated record. Gene Ontology annotation, biological process: protein phosphorylation. Lineage: Eukaryota; Metazoa; Arthropoda; Insecta; Diptera; Drosophilidae. The transcript has 14 exons. Gene Ontology annotation, cellular component: myosin complex. Gene Ontology annotation, molecular function: protein tyrosine kinase activity; ATP binding; protein binding. The coding region runs from base 153 to 4652 and encodes 1499 amino acids.